CUUUACUAAUUUUUGGGCAUUCAAUUUUUCAUAUGCAAUUAAUGCAAAUAUCUUUUGGUAUUGCUACCUCUGCAGAUGUUGCUUAUAGCUCUUACUUAUAUUCUGUUGUUAGUAAAAGUAAAUAUAAACGGGUAACUUCUUUAAUUCGAAUGGCUACAAUGACAGGAAAAUUUGCGGCAUAUUCUUUUGGGCAAUUUUUAAUAACAUUGGGUGUUCUUAUUGUUGCUGUACUUAUUUCCUUAUUUUUGCCGAUGACGACACCUAAAAGGAAUAAAAAAACAAAUAAGGAAAGUAAACAGAUGGAAAUACUUGCGUCCUCAACAGAUGAAAAACAUAAUAAUUUAUUAAAUAAGGCAGAUCAACAAGAAAAUAAAAAAAUAAUUGAAAGCUUUGAAUUAUUAGAAGGAACUAGGAAAGAUUCCACUAGAAGGACAAAUAAUCAAGAAAUAUUUUUUAAUAAAUUUAUCAGGCAUUACCGUAAUGUUAAUGUCUUGUGCUGGUCUAUUUUUGCAAUUCUUACUACCUGUGGGAUUUAUCUGGUUAUGAAUUAUGAACAAUCAUUAUGGGCUCAUCGUAAAGUGGAUAAAUCCUUGGUCUGGAAUGGAUUUGUUGAAAGCCUAAACACAAUUUUAUCCGCCAUUUGUUUAACAUUUCUUCAAUUUGUUCAAAUAAAAUGGGAGGAUUAUCGGCCGUUUGUGUUUAUAGGUUCAUCAUUUGGAUUUUCUUUACUUCUCUUUGGAAUGAUUUAUUUUGCAAAUAUUUUUGCUGAUUAUGUGCUUUAUAUGAUUUUAUAUAUUUUAUUCAGUGUUUUGGAGGCUGUAGCCAGUAAUCAAAUAGCAACAAAUAUGCAUUCUGAUGCCUAUGGCCUUGUUUUUGGCAUUAACAACUUUGUUACUAUCCUUUCCAUAACUUUCUUUACCUUCUUUUUUGUUGAUAAGAAUGGGCCUUUAAAUCUUGGAAUUGAACAAAUGGUUGGAUAUUUUUUUAGAUUUUAUAAAAAAAAAUUUUUAUUUCAGUUCAUCUCCUUCAGCAUUUUUUUCCUUUCUAUAUCUGUUAUUUUUGCCUUAAUAGAACUUGCAGUACGGUACUUUCAAAGGAAAUAA
Meloidogyne enterolobii is the source of this 1103-nucleotide messenger RNA. The record is from the annotation of a GenBank genome assembly. NCBI's taxonomy places the organism in Eukaryota, Metazoa, Nematoda, Chromadorea, Rhabditida, Meloidogynidae.